Sinocyclocheilus grahami is the source of this 815-nucleotide messenger RNA. RefSeq names its product dihydrofolate reductase-like. The coding region runs from base 95 to 676 and encodes 193 amino acids. Gene Ontology annotation, biological process: tetrahydrofolate biosynthetic process; dihydrofolate metabolic process; folic acid metabolic process. Gene Ontology annotation, cellular component: mitochondrion. The transcript is spliced from 6 exons. Gene Ontology annotation, molecular function: dihydrofolate reductase activity; NADP binding. NCBI's taxonomy places the organism in Eukaryota, Metazoa, Chordata, Actinopteri, Cypriniformes, Cyprinidae. The record is from RefSeq and is a predicted model, not a curated record.
AGGAUGCGAACGCCUCAUCCUAAAACCACUGGACGACGGUAGCCUAGUUUGUAUGAUAAACCAGUUAAGCUGCUUUUAGCGAAAGUCGUAAACGAUGAACAUCGAGGGGGAGGAGACGCGCAAACCAAUCCGCCUUAUCGCGGCUGUCUGCAGUGACAUGGGCAUAGGAAAGAACGGACAGCUUCCCUGGUGUCUUCCAAAAGAAUUUCAGUUCUUUAUAGACACAAUUACAGCUGUGUCAGCACCUGGAAAGAAGAAUCUGCUUGUCUGGGGCCGAAUAUCCUGGUUCUCCUGUCCUGAAACAGUCUUCCCUUUGGCCAACUGCUUAAAUUUGGUAUUGAGCAGGAAGAUGAGUCCAGUGCCUCCACAUGCCCACUAUCUGUGUAAGGAUUUCGGGUCUGUAAUUCACCUGGCUUCUAAGCCUCCUUUAUGUCACAUUGUGGAGACCAUCUGGGUUUUAGGAGGUCCAGAGGUAUAUAAGGAAAGUCUUGAGCAUCCAUGGUGUGAUCUCAUCUAUCUCACCGACAUCAUGGCCGACUUUGACUGCAAUGUCUUUUUCCCAAAAUUUGACCGCAAUGUUUUCAGAAAACAAAAGCGCUUUUCUGGAGUACCAGAUGAAAUUCAUGAAGAACAUGGUAUUACAUUUCAAUUUCAAGUAUUCAAGAAAGAAGCUUAAAACUGAAGCCAUGAGGAGACAAGACUGUCAAACAUGAUACUAGAAUCAUUUUAUGUUUACAUAAUCUGAAACUACGGAGCCCCUAAGGCAGGGUUCCUCAAAUCUUGCCCUGGAGGGCCAAUGCGCUACAGAGUUUAGC